This is a messenger RNA of Penicillium subrubescens, 1014 nucleotides long. RefSeq lists its product as uncharacterized. Gene Ontology annotation, molecular function: hydrolase activity. The coding region runs from base 1 to 1014 and encodes 337 amino acids. The record is from RefSeq and is a predicted model, not a curated record. The transcript has a single exon. NCBI's taxonomy places the organism in Eukaryota, Fungi, Ascomycota, Eurotiomycetes, Eurotiales, Aspergillaceae.
AUGGCCUCUUCGCGCUGGUGGCUCUACAUCCAGGCCGUAUUCUGGCGCUUCCUCAUGCGCAUCGGCAUGUUCCUGCAUACCCUCGCGCCGCCCCGUCCGCCCCGACCGUUAUUCACUCGGACUGUCAGCAAGGAUGUCCACCUCCAUUCCGUCGUGAUCCAUUUCUACUGUCCACCUGACUACUACGAGCAACGCCGCCUGGGCCACCGCUACCCGGUCGCCGUCAAUUUCCACGGCGGAGGAUUCACACUCGGUCACGCCACUGACGAUGGCCGCUGGGCGGCUGCUGUCGUCGAACAGGUCGGCGCGGUGGUUGCCAGUGUGAGUUACCGGCGAGCACCGGAGCAUCCCUUCCCCGCGGCAGUGGAUGACGGCGUCGAGGCUCUGCUGUACCUGGCGGCACAUGCGGCAGAACUAGGCCUGGAUGUGAGUCGCGUGGCACUGAGCGGGUUCUCAGCUGGCGGCAAUCUAGCCGUGACUGUGCCAUUGCGGCUGCGAGGUAGAAUCUCGACCGAGGUCAAGGAGUACUUUGGCCGGGCGGACUCGACUCAACAGCUAGUCAACCAGACCAGCGACCUUAACAUCGUGGCGUUGUUCUGUUGGUACCCCAUUUUGGACUUUCUCGAGUCCCGCGCCCAUCGUCGUGCGGAGAGUAUCAACCCCGAUAAGACAUUACCUAAAUUCUUCACCAGUCUUUUCGACGAGGCAUAUCUCCCCGACUUGAAUGACCGGUCUUCGGCCUUUGCAUCGCCCGUGCGCGCCUCCGACCGUAUUCUUAACGAAGCCCUGCCCCGCGAUAUCUUCCUGUUCAUCUGUGAGUGGGACAUGCUCAUGAAGGAAGGUCAGACCUUUGUGCGUCGCCUCGAAGGUCUGGGUAAGCGAGUACGAGCCAUGAUGAUUGAAAAGGCUAAGCAUGCCUGGGACAAAUCGGCCAAUCCCUUCCGCGACCAAGGCAGUGUAGACGUUCUGUACCGCGAUGCCUGCGCAGACAUGAAGGCGAUUUUCGAUCGGUGA